AUUUUAUUCAGUUCUCAUUUUGUAAAAGCUUUUUUGUAAAUUUAAAUUUUAUAAUGUACCUAUUUUUUGUUGUUUUGUUAUCUUAGUAAUACUAUUAUCAACCACCAUUUACAAAGCCAACUAGAAAAUCCAUACAUCAUUAAUAUAAUCUAUCGAACGAAGCUCACGUGAAAACAAUUUAUUCUACAAAAUGAUAUCAAAUAAUUUAGUUCUUAUUUGCAUUUUAAUAAUUAAUGGCAAUUAUAUAAAGGAGGGUCUAUGUACAAUGCAUCCUCCUCCUACUGAGUCAAUUGAAGAAUUGAGUCUUGUAUACGAAGACGAUAGAAAUGCAAUGAUUGCAGUAGCUGAGAGAGACAAUUUCAUCACAUACGAGGAAUUUUAUGAUGAGCUUGACAAUAGAUUAGGAAUAGAACAAUCAAUGAAUAUGAUUUUCUUCGGCCCACCAAGUUCUUUUUUAAGACUUGACCCUGACUCAAUUUUGCACAUAUUAACGCAUACAAAAAAAUACAUGGUACCAAUUGGUCGAGCUUUACUAGCAUGGGAUAUUAUAACAGAUGGAAAAACUGCUGCCUUCUUGCAAGGCCGUGAGUAUUUAGCUUUUGGAUCAUUAUUGGAUGUAGUGCCAGAAGAGGAUUUGUAUUAUGUUAACUUUGGAGAUCCAUCAGUUCUGAAACAUUUCGCUUCUUAUUAUAUCAAAUUGCAACCCAGAAAGUAUGGUAUCUUAGCAGCAGCCUACAGACGGUAUUUCGGGGAGUCAUGGUAUCACAACAGCUCCCUUAUCAAUGAACUCGGCUACCUUCUCUGCGGUUUCCCAGCUUCAGACUUAGCAAAAAUAUCUCCUACUACUUUCAAAGAAAUAAGUUACGAAAUCCUUAGCAAAGCUGGAAAAUGUAACAUAAAACAGACUAGGGCUCUUUAUGCGAUAGCUGUUCAUCGUGACGCUUAUGGUGAACCAUAUAAAUGGUCAUCGCAUGAAAUAGGUCGACUUAGUGCUCUUUUUACGUGUAUACCUAAAAUUGAUAUUAGCUCGAUUCAACUUGAAGCCGUGACAGCAAUUAGUCCAGAAGUUAUGACUGCAAUGAAUAAGGAGAAGUUAGAGUAUUUUACGAAGCAACAAAUACUACGAAUGAAUCCCAAAACUCGACGGAUUUACAUUUUGAGAAUGCAGUUAAAACAUACUUAUAGUAUGAAUGACGUUGCGAGGCAGAGUAAUAGCAGAAUAAAUAAACCAAAUAUUGUUUUGCCCUUUGCUUUAAUUAUUGUCACCCUUAUCUACAUCAAUUUUUAAAUUUUGUUGAAUCCGCACUCUCAUAUUGUUAUUCAAUUUGAAUAUGU
Molecule: messenger RNA, 1335 nt
Organism: Spodoptera frugiperda (fall armyworm)
Lineage: Eukaryota; Metazoa; Arthropoda; Insecta; Lepidoptera; Noctuidae
Exons: 7
Coding region: 191-1288 (365 amino acids)
Source: RefSeq, a predicted model, not a curated record